GUUUGUGUCAAAAACAUGUGGAGGCAGAAUAUCUGACAAAGAACUGACAUUGUCAAGUGGAUUUAUGGAGCAUCUUGAAAGUGGAGACCAAGUUCUGGCAGACCGUGGAUUCUUGCUUUUUGAAGAAUUUUAUGAAAGAAAUGUGCAGCUGAUAACACCCAGUUUUGUCAAGAGCCGAGUCCAACUACCAGGACAGGAGGUCACCACAUCAAGGAGGAUUUCUUCAUCCCGCAUCAUUGUGGAACGCGCGAUCGGCCACAUAAAGAAGUGGCGUAUAAUGACUGAUACAGUGCAGCACAGUCUUGUCGACAUCUACGAUGAGAUAACCUUUGUUGUUGCUGGUUUGACGAACAUGUGUCCACCACUGUCUAAGAAGGGUGAGGCUUCACCCACUGACACGGAAAAUCAGUUGGAGCAGCACUGUCAGAACUGACUUGGGUCCAGAAGUCGACGGCGAAGCAUAC
Molecule: messenger RNA, 464 nt
Organism: Rhipicephalus sanguineus (brown dog tick)
Lineage: Eukaryota; Metazoa; Arthropoda; Arachnida; Ixodida; Ixodidae
Exons: 3
Coding region: 65-433 (122 amino acids)
Source: RefSeq, a predicted model, not a curated record